CAGCCUCUUGGCAUCAGCCGUGAAAACACCAUCCCUCCCAGCAGAGCAGCGAGAAUGUGGCAUGAGAAACACCCAGAGCCCGGCGGCCUGCGGUUCUCGGCGUGUUUACUUUUCGGAACAAGGAGCGGUCUGAUUCCCCGGCGCUGCGCACCGCCGCCGCCCGCCUGCGUGGAAGCGCCUGCGGAAUUAUAGCCGGACUGGUGCGACGUGGCUAAACUUUUCCCGAGCUGGACGCUGACGGCGCGGAGAGAUCUCCUCCGGUAGAAGCGGGUUCCUCGCGUUCAUCGACGGCAAGCCCUAAAGCCCUGCCGAGGGCGGACUGUGCGCCCCAGCCGAGCGGGCGGGGAGGAGCGCGAUGCGACGCCGGCGAUGAUCGACUUGGUGGAGAGUUGGGAGAGACGGCGCAUCAAAGGCGUAAAAGAGUUCCCUUCAAGGCGAUAGCUUUGUAGCUGCAGGCUUACUGAUACUGACAUGUGUGAAGUGGCCAUGGAGGAGCAGGGCAGUGAGAUCACGGACAUGGAGCCGUGCGCCUCCCUGGGGGAGCUCAUGGUGGUGACCCCGCGCCGCCGGCUCGACCCCCCGCUCAGCGUGGUGUGGACGACCCUGCUCUACUGCGCCGAGCUGGUCACCGCCGGCGUCCUCUGCCGCACGCUGCACGACGACAAGGAUGUGAUCUGGCUGGGCGCCACCAUCGCCUUCAUGCUGGUGCCCGCUGUGGUCAUCCAGUUCACCCUGACCUUCAUCCACAGGGACCUGGGCCGGGACCGGCCGAUGGUCCUGUUGCUGCACCUGCUGCAGCUCGGACCCGUCAUCAGGUGCUUCGAGGCUCUGGUGGUCUACUUCAAGGCGGGCAAAAGGGAGGAGCCUUACGUCACCAUCUCCAGAAAGAUCAGCCUGGAGAAAGGCCAGGAGGUCCACAAGGAGCUGGAAAUUGGCCAGACGGAGCGGACGCUGGCCACGCACAGGAACGCCUUCAAACGCACCGCCGUCAUCCAGGCGUUCCUGGGCUCCACGCCUCAGCUGACGCUCCAGCUGUACGCCACCAUCCAGGAGAAGUAUCUGCUCUCUGUUAGAUUGGCUCUGAUGAUCAUCACCCUGAUCUCCAUCACCUACGGCGCUCUGGUCUGCAGCGUCCUGGCUAUCCAGAUCGUGUACGACAACUACAAGGUGCGGCUGCGCCCCGGCGCCUACCUGUGCAUGGUGGUCUGGAGGGCUCUGGAGAUCGCCACCCGCGUCACCACUCUGGUCCUCUUCAGCACGGCCCUCACCCACUGGGUGUUCCUGGUGGGCGUGGCCAACCUGCUCUUCUUCUUCUUCCUCCCCUGGGUGGAGUUCUGGGCCAGGAAGGGGUCGUUGGCCGAGGGGGUGGAGAAGAACUUCUCCAAGCUGGGCACCACGGUGGUGCUGUGCAUGUUCACGCUGCUGUACGCCUGCAUCAACGUGUUCUGCUGGUCGGCGGUGAAGCUCGACCUGGCCCACCCGGAGCUCAUCGACAGGACGCAGAGCUGGGGCCGCCUGGCCUUGUACUACUCCGGACGCUUCGUGGAGAACUUCGUCCUCAUCACGCUCUGGUACUUCUUCAAGUCGGACUUCUACGAGUACGUGUGCGCGCCGCUGCUGGUGGUGCAGCUGCUGAUCUGCUACAGCCUGGCCGUGCUCUUCAUGCUGCUCUUCCACCAGUUCUGCCACCCGUGCAGGCGCCUCUUCCAGUACAACGUCCACGACUGCCUGCACUGCGUCUGCUGCCGCCGGGCGGGGCGCGGGGCGAGAAACGGGCGGGGCAACGUGCCGCCCUCCUACUCCACGGCUGCCACCAUGGUGCUGGUUCCAGAGGAGCCGCUGGAGCUGCUGGACCCCCAGAACUCCCUUCCUCCGGACGUCACCAGGCAGCUGGGGGCGCGAGAGUCAUCGGCCUGACGGGGAAACACGAGGCGCGGCCCCCCCUUGGCGAGGCCUUCGAGCCGCUCAGACUGAACACUAGAUGGGUUUUUCAAGAACAAAUAUUGGACUUUCCCCGUCUGCAGGAUCAUUAUUACACCCAAAGCGGGCCCCAGUCUACCAAAGAAUGUAGCACUUCAAGAUAUGCGGGCGAUGCACAAAGGCGGCUGUUGAGAAAGCAGCGCUGAGCCAGGUGUGAAGGGGGGGAAUGUGCCAAGCGGGUGUGUGUGAAGUGGCCGAAACGCCGACCGGGACAGAUCCAGUUUACCUCCCCUCAGGGUCUCAAUAAUCCCCGUUAGAACCUCCUUUUGCACACAUCCGCAUCUGCACUGAUCAGACUGGGAACGGCAGAAAAAAAAAUUGUUACAAAGCUUUUAAUGCUUUUGUCUCAUGCCAAGCUGUUGCCUUUUUUUUAUUAUUUACAGCUCACUACCUUUUUAGAUGGAGGGAAAGCAGAGCGGUUUAGAUGGCGGCAUUGUGCUGCAUGU
Fundulus heteroclitus (mummichog) is the source of this 2426-nucleotide messenger RNA. RefSeq names its product XK related X-linked (gene xkrx). The transcript is spliced from 3 exons. The record is from RefSeq and is a predicted model, not a curated record. Gene Ontology annotation, cellular component: membrane. Bases 472 to 1917 code for a protein of 481 amino acids. NCBI's taxonomy places the organism in Eukaryota, Metazoa, Chordata, Actinopteri, Cyprinodontiformes, Fundulidae.